Artibeus jamaicensis (Jamaican fruit-eating bat) is the source of this 1880-nucleotide messenger RNA. It is a transcript of the gene PAXX, whose product is annotated as PAXX non-homologous end joining factor. NCBI's taxonomy places the organism in Eukaryota, Metazoa, Chordata, Mammalia, Chiroptera, Phyllostomidae. The transcript is spliced from 6 exons. The record is from RefSeq and is a predicted model, not a curated record. Gene Ontology annotation, biological process: double-strand break repair via nonhomologous end joining. The coding region runs from base 213 to 977 and encodes 254 amino acids. Gene Ontology annotation, cellular component: nonhomologous end joining complex; nucleus; site of double-strand break. Gene Ontology annotation, molecular function: molecular adaptor activity.
GUCAGCCCCGCGCCGGUCUAAGGUCUUUCGGAGCCCGGCCGAGGCCCUAAGCCCCGACCCUCUCAGGUCCCGGUCGGCUUGGCGCCCGCCCCUAGGAUCCGCCCACUGGUGCAAGCCCCGCCCCCGGUUCCGGCAACGGCCGACUAGCGCAGGCGCCCUGGUCCCGCAGCCGUAGGCCGUCCCCUGUCGGCCCCGCGGCUGUCAGAAGAACAAUGGUCCCGCCGCUGCCGCCGCUACCACCGCCUCUCUGCACGUUGCCGCCGGGCCCCGGGCCCCCGCGCUUCAUAUGCUACUGCGAGGAGGAGAAGGCAGCUGGGGAUAGUGGCCAGGGCGGCUUCAACCUCUAUGUGACGGACGCCGCGGAGCUCUGGAGCACCUGCUUGACGUCGGAAGGCCUGGCGACCCUCAAAGCCCAUUUUGGCCUGAGUGCGGCGGAGGACGUCACUCCCCGGUUCAGGGCAGUCUUCAAGCAGCAAGCUGUGACUUUCACUCCUCAGGAGGACGCAGCAUCCCUGACCAUCUCUGGGGGGCCCUCCACACUGGACUUUGAGCUCUCCAAAGUGCCAGGCCCAGAGGCGGCCCCCAGGCUGCAGGCACUGACUCUGGGCCUGGCAGAGCGCGUGUGCAGCUUGGAGCGGCAGCUGGCAUCUGUGGAAGAGAUGGCCGCCAGCCCCAGGAAGAGCCCUCGGCCAGUGGGGCCUCAGCAGUUCCUACCAGGUAGCCCUCUCGCCUGUGACUUGGGCUGGGGCUGUACUCGGUCUACUUUGACUCAGUUUCCCCAUAAUAAGUCUCACGCUCCAGGGAAGCACUCUGUCUACGUGGAGAGGUGGCUGUGGCCCUGGGAUCCUACUGCAUUCAGGUGCACCCACCCCCAUCCUGCUUUCCCUAGAUCCAGAUUCUCAGAGAGGCUGCCCUGGACCUGGGGUCAGGAGGCGAUGUCCUGGCGAGUCCCUCAUCAACCCUGGCUUCAAAAGUAAGAAACGAGCCAGUGGUGUGAAUUUUGAUGACCUCUGACCGUGCCGCAAAAAAGUGACCCUGCCAGGAUCUUGUCUGUGAGAGGGGUGCGGCCCCCAAGACCCCACGUCACCCGUCCUGCCGCCCAGCCAGAAGAAGCCUGCUUCUCUGAGCUCCUUCCUCAUCAAAUAAAUGGAUUUCUCAGGCAGAGGGCACGGCCAGCCUGUGGCUCCCGGGGGGCUGGCUGGGGGAGAGGUCAGGUGUCUCCCGCCCACUGCAAUCUGGGUGUGUGGCCACAGGAGGUAACAGAGAUGCCAGGCCCUGCAUCCCUGGGGAGGUGCCGCCAGGCUCUCCCAACCAGCCUGGGGGCCAAGAGGGCCAUGCAGGGCAGGGUCCGGGCUCCCAGGGCUGGGAUCCUCCCACCCCAUGGGUGCACACCCCUUCCAGACCCCCACAAAGCAGGACAUGGCUUCGACCACCCCAUACCAAGCACACGGGAUGUCCUGCAGGAGAUGGUGGGGGGGGCCUGCCAGCUGGGGUGGGGCUGAGGAAUGUGGGCCACCCCACCCACUGGCUUGGAGCCCUGAAUUGCCCAGGCUGGGCUCUGCUCCCCACCCUCCUCGGCCACCCCAACGCUGCGCCCUGGCCUGACUGGUUUGGGAGCUCCAUCCAGUCCCUGUCAUCCCUGACGAAUGGGAGGGGCCGUGCCCCACCUACUGGCCUCUCUGCCACGUCAUUCUGGGCUGUCAUCUGGAACAGCAGGCCACAGUGGGGGCUUAGGGGUGGCAAAAAUCGGGCCCUCUGGUCCCUGGGAUGUGCGGACAUGCUCAUGGGAGUUGGCUUUAAGGGGCUGCAGACAAGUGCGCAGAGGCGGCAGCAGAGGCGGGGGCACUAGCGGGGGUGUACGACGGGCCGGUAGGCCGCCA